Solanum stenotomum is the source of this 742-nucleotide messenger RNA. RefSeq lists its product as uncharacterized. The transcript has 4 exons. The coding region runs from base 93 to 674 and encodes 193 amino acids. The record is from RefSeq and is a predicted model, not a curated record. NCBI's taxonomy places the organism in Eukaryota, Viridiplantae, Streptophyta, Magnoliopsida, Solanales, Solanaceae.
GUUGCCACUGCUUCACUAACAAGUAGUACGCAACUCAACUCUACAAUGCUGUAAGAAGAUAAAAGACAAUAACAAUAUCCAAAGGGACAUACAUGGCAACAACAGGAGGUUCUAUUUCACUUUCUAGCUUCGCUUCAUCAUCUUUUUGCCGUAAAGCUAAACCCAUAUUGCCUGCUGAUUCACUUGAACUAAGACACCUCAAAACGUGCAAAUGUAAAAUAAUAGUCAGAAAUCUUGUCUGCUUUGCAGCCCAAGAAUCUUCAUCUGUAACUGUUGCUGAGGAGAAGAAAGAGUCUCAGACUGCUGAUGAAAAACCAAAGCCAAAGGCAAAGGCUCCAGACAAGCCUCUACCUCAGAUGAUGGAGGAGGAUGUUAUUCCUUCACUGAAAGCAAUUCUUGAAUCUCAAAACGACAUCAUUGAGCUUGAGCUAUCAUUUAAUGACAACAAGCUGGAGGGCUCAUUUCUAAAGAAGGGCAAUCCAUAUUCAUUUUGGGCAUUCUUUCCGGAUGGACUCACAGGUCCUAAAGGUUUCUCUUUGUCCUCCUAUGGUUCUGGCGCGAGCACUGUGGAACCUUUUCUCGUUGAUGAGAAAAAGAUAACAGCAAAGCACAUUGUGUUCUGGGUUGAGAAGCGCUUAGCUGCCCAAGGAAUUAUUCCUGUCUGGAAAGAAUAAGUGUGUAUAUUGUCUCUUACCUUCUCCCUUUUCUUCUUUCAUUUUCCAGUAAAAAGGUCCAUAUGUAU